GAACCAAACAUUGUAGACCCAACCAAAUCUCAUUACCUUGCCCACACAACACAACAACAGGAAAUGUCUAGGAGCCGGACCAUCUAGAACUCUGCAGCUUCACCUACUCGCUCCUUAUCUCACACAAGGGUUUAAGAUAUCUGCCCACUUCUUGCAAACAGAGCAUUUUCUUCAGUCUCAGCAGCUCGACUAAACCUUUGCUCAUUUUCUUUUUCCAUUUUUGUUUGAGCUCUAUCAUGGCUUCCACUUUUGUCACUCUACCAAACCCUUUGCUGUGCAAACCUAAUACUGCUUCUCUGUCGAACCAGAAGCUACUGCCAGGUCUGCGAAGAAACUCUUUGAGAAUUAACGCAGUUUCCAAGAAAUGGGAGCCCACCAAGGUGGUUCCACAAGCUGACAGGGUGCUUAUUCGUCUUGAGGAACUCCCCGAGAAAUCAGCUGGAGGAGUUUUGCUGCCCAAAUCAGCCGUUAAAUUUGAGCGGUAUCUUAUGGGAGAAAUUCUUUCUGUUGGUGUUGAGGUUGGGGAAGUUAAGGCUGGAAAGAAGGUUCUUUUCUCGGACAUAAAUGCAUAUGAGGUGGAUUUGGGAACAGAUGGCAGGCACUGCUUCUGCAAAGAGAGUGAAUUGCUGGCCGUAGUUGAAUAAAGUUUCAGCUACGGGUAGGUACAUUGUUUUACGGGAUUAUUUUGUGUAACUUUUCAUUGUCAAAGAUGGUUUUCCAUGCAGUGUCUCCAACUCCCAAAACUAUAUUGUCAGUUCAAAUUUGUUAAGUACAUGCUCUUUCUGCAUUGAUUGCAUGGGUUUUGUAUUAUUUAA
Molecule: messenger RNA, 815 nt
Organism: Prunus dulcis (almond)
Lineage: Eukaryota; Viridiplantae; Streptophyta; Magnoliopsida; Rosales; Rosaceae
Product: 10 kDa chaperonin 1, chloroplastic-like
Exons: 7
Coding region: 237-644 (135 amino acids)
Cellular component (GO): mitochondrial matrix
Molecular function (GO): metal ion binding; ATP binding; protein folding chaperone
Source: RefSeq, a predicted model, not a curated record